Molecule: messenger RNA, 2481 nt
Organism: Papaver somniferum (opium poppy)
Lineage: Eukaryota; Viridiplantae; Streptophyta; Magnoliopsida; Ranunculales; Papaveraceae
Product: pentatricopeptide repeat-containing protein At3g16610-like
Exons: 1
Coding region: 1-2481 (826 amino acids)
Biological process (GO): RNA modification
Molecular function (GO): RNA binding; protein binding
Source: RefSeq, a predicted model, not a curated record
AUGGUGAUGGCUUCAAGUACCCAUUCUACAUCGCUUCUCAGUUCCUCCUGGUUCAUUCCAAAUCAUCCCUCUUCUUCUAGUACUACUACUUCAACCACCACUUCCACUAGACAUAAUAUUAUUCUCAGACACAAGAAAAUCUCCUCACUCAAACCAUACUUUUCAUCUAAACCAACUGCUGUUCUCCCCCUCUCUUCCAAACUUUCAGAAACAUCAACAAAAACUGAGGUUAGUUCCGAAAAUUUAAUCGCAAGAUUAGAAAAUUCCCCGACAACCGUUUCUCACAAAGAAGGUGUUCAGAUUCAUGCUCGUAUCAUUCAACUUGGUUUAUCUGAUAAUGUCUACCUUUCAAGUAAGCUCCUUUACUUCUACUACUGUGUUAAAGAUGUUGAUUCGGCUUGGUCUGUUUUUCGUUCCAUUCCCGGAGACAAACUUAACCAAUUCUUCUGGAAUACUAUGAUUCGCACUUAUGUUGAUUCUGAUUGUUUCGUCAAUGCAGUCGAAUUGUUUUUGAAAAUGCUGGUAAUGGGUUUUGUUCCUAAUGAAUUUACUUACCCAUUUGUUCUAAAGUCAUGUUCAGCUCUGAAUUUAAUUGAAGCUGGACGACAAAUUCAUGGGUUUUUGAUUGUUAAUGGAUAUGAACAUGAUGUUUUUGCAAUGAGUGCUCUGUUGGAUUUUUAUGUUAAAUGUGGUUGCUUUUGGGAUGCUUGUAAACUGUUUGAUAGACUUCCUGAGAGAAAUGAAGUUACAUGGAAUUCAAUGGUGUCUGGGUAUGCUCAAAAUGGGUAUUGGAAUCAUGCUUUGGAGGCUUUAGAACUUAUGGGAAAAUCUGGAAUUCAGGUGGAAGUAAGUAGUUGGAACUCAAUUAUGGCUGGUUGUGUUAGGGUUGGUGAUGGUAAGUUGGCAUUCGAGACUUUUAGGAGAAUGUUGGUUUCAGAAUUUCCAGUGAAACCUAAUUCAGCCACUUUUAAUACUCUUCUUCCGAUCAUACCUAUGGAAUUAUGCUUACUUAAUUUGAAACAACUCCAUGGCUUUGCAAUUAGGCAGAAAGAAAUAACAGGUUUGGGUUCAGUUGACGAUGAGAGAUUAAGCUGUUCAAUUGCUUCUGGUUAUGCCUAUCAUGGUUGUAUAGAAUAUGCAUCUGAAUUAUUCGAUGUGAUCCACUUGAAAACUUCUCAGUUGUGGAUCUCUAUGAUUUCUGGGUUCAUCAAUAGCAAUAAUUCCCCUGAAGCAUUCCAUUACUUCCAAAAAAUGGUAAUCCAGUGUGAUGGUGAUUUUAAAAAUCUCUCUAAAGUUCCUCUAACUUUGCUUCUUCCGGAAUGUAGUCCUUCAUCUUCUACUGGUUUGGAGAUUCAUGCUCAUGCUUAUAGAGUUGGUUUUGAGUCAAAUACUUCGGUAAACAAUGCAUUAGUUGCAAUGUAUGCAAGACGAGGUGAUAUUGAAUCAUCUACAAGAGUGUUUUUAAGGACACCUGAGAAGGAUAUUGUUUCUUGGAACUCUAUGAUUAAUUGCUUUUCUAUUACCAAUGAUUUCUAUCGGGCUAUACAACUUUUUCAAAAUAUGCAUUCUGAAGAUAUAAAACCUGAUAAAUUUACAUUCAGCUCUGUUCUUAAUGGAUGUGGAGAGUUAGCAGCUCAUAGACAAGGAACUGCUACACAUGCUUACACAGUAAAAAGUGGGUUUUCUGAAGGUUAUUGCGUCGUACAAAAUUCUCUUAUGGAUUCGUAUGGGAAAUGUGGGUGCAUAGAUGAAGCUAAGCAAAUUUUUGACGAGAUGGACUAUAAAGAUGUUGUUUCUUGGAAUACAAUAAUCAAAACUUAUGGUCUGCAUGCUCGUCCGACUGAGGCUCUCUCUCUUUUUUCUGAAAUGCAGGAGGAUGGAUGGAAGCCCAACAGGAUAACCUUCAUAGCUCUUUUAUCAGCUUGCAGCCAUGGAGGCUUGGUAGAUGAAGGUUUAAAUUUUUUGCAGUUGAUGAUAAUGGAAUACGGAAUUGCUCCAGAUGUUGAGCACUAUACUUGUGUGGUUGACAGUUUAGCGCGAGUAGGUCGACUUCAAGAGGCAUACGAUCUUAUUAAAAGCAUGACUGUAAAACCUGAUGACUGUGUCUGGGGUGCAUUGCUUGGGGGUUGCAGAAUCCAUGGGAAUGUGCCUCUAGGUGAAAUUGCUGCAAACCAUCUAAUGAAACUGAAACCUCAACAUCCUGGAUAUCACGUGCUUCUAUCCAAUAUCUAUAAAGAUGCUUCUAGAGAGAAUGAAGCUGCACAGGUUCGAGCAGAAAUGAAGGAUCGAGGCGUGUUUAAGUUCCCAGGUUGUAGUUGGAUAGAGAUUUGUGGUGAAUUCCACAACUUUAUGACAGCUGAUAAAUCUCACAAGAAAUGUACUAAUAUAUACUCUACUCUAGAUGGCCUUACAAAACAGUUAAUGCUUGAAGGUUAUGUACCUAAUUUAGAGUUUAAAGUUUCUUCUGAAAAAUUAUUGUAA